UGCUGACCAGGGCACUGCUUAACGGGACACACGCUCGGGAUUCCAGGGCCGGAGGCCAAGCUGGAAUAUGAUUUCUUUUUUUUUCUUGGUGAGGGGUUUGAUAUAAAGUAUAUUGCUUGUUUAAUUGGGUGUAGUGGCCACAGAGUGCUUUUUCUGAGGAGCUUUGCAAGUUGAGGUUUGAGCUACAGGAUAGAGCCUCAAAGGGGCUGGUGAGAGGAUUGCAGAGAAGCUCAGAGCUGUUUGAGGACACAGCUCUUGGAGAUCCACAAAGAAGGAGCUUUAAGGAGUCUGGAGAACUUAGAGGAAACCCUUGUUUCCUGCCAUAUGUGGACAAUUCCAGUAUGAGGCUGCACUUGAAUGAAGUGGUGUAGGGGUCACAGCUUUGGGUUUACAGGACCACAGAGCCAUGGUAACAAUCUCACUUUGAAAAGUGAGGGGGAGUAGGAAGUUUGCAAGAUGUAUAAGAGAUGAGGUACCACCGCCUCCCUCUAAAUCUGCUCUAAGAACCCAAAUACCUCCGUAUUUCAGUGAUGCUAGAAGUGGUCUCUCUGCUUAGAGAGGUUAAUCAUGUUGGCUUCCUUUCACACUUCAUCCAGAUUUGCUCUCUAAGACACAUGGGUUGGUAGCAGUCUCUAUAAACACUGCAAAAUGCCUUCAGAACAAAGCCAGUUGUGCCUUGGGUGUCAUGGACCAAAUAAUCUCUUAAGCUGUCUUCCAACUCUAGGCACCUAUGAGCCAGAGCUGGAUCUGUGUACUAGCAGUUACUAAGGAUAUAUAACUGUAUCCUUGCAAUUGAAAUGUAUGUUUUAUAUAAACAAAAUUUAAGACCUUGAUGCUUCCGGAUCCCAUGCCAAAAAUGUUUCCCUCCUGCCUUAAUUUCUCACAUAAAUGACAGGCAAAGUAGCUGUUACAACGAGAGCAUUACGUGAUACGUUCUCUUACUUUGUGACUUACCUCAGAGUCUGUGAUCUCUACAGAUAUGACAAGGUUACAUCAAGAACCUGAUGAAGGAUCCCCUAAAAAUUUUAUUCCACGCAGAUGUAGCAAUCUGGUGUUGUUUAGACCAAAGGUUUUAGUUUGAUGAUACUUGUAUGAAAAUACUUGGAUUCUGCUGUUAAAAUAACUUGGAAUGGAGGCGUGCUCCACAGGCUUGUUGAGAUGCCAAGCUCUCUAGCCUGUGCAUUGCCUUUGCAACGGUCUGUUUGCUAAAACUGUUUUUGCUGGCACAAAAACCAAUAUAUAUAUAUAAAAAAAAGCUGUAAAGAGCCCCCAAACUCCCAAUAGAUAAGCACACACCUGAGAUUUGGAUUAAGAAAGGAAUUAGUUACCUUUGUGGUUGCAAUGGUUUGGCUUCUUUGUUCUUUGCUCCAGGCUAGGAUAAAGCAAGAAAGGAUCAGCAGAUGUUUCAUUAUAUUCCUUUUCUCAAUGCCUGAUGAAAGCAUUUUCACCAGCAUUUUACUGCCCAUCUAACACCUGAACCACUGCCUCCUUUAAAAUCUCCUUUUCACUGCAGGCCAUAGUAACUUUACACUACACCUUCUUCCCCACUGGUCAUUUGUUUUGUCAUAACUUUCCUAACAUUAGUGAAGUUAUUACUCACCAACCACACUUCGGGCCACAUGCAGAAAGGCAGCACACACUCAGAUCUGUAACAAACAGUAUUCUUAAGCCUUACCUAGAGCUGUAGCCUGUAGAGCUGCUUGUCUGCGUUACUCCUCUCUUUCUUCUGGCACACCCUGUUCAGUCAUUCCCUACACCUGUUGAAGAAACAUGCUCCCUUUCACAUCUGCAACCACCUAGAAUGUUUGUCCUGCUGCCACAGGGAAGCCACGGAGGCUGUUGUUGAACAGCAAGGCUCGGGGCCUGCUCUGUGACCUGUAGCUAGAGGGAAACCUGCAGGGAUCAGCCUGUUCCUUCUGAGCUGAGACAGCACAGCAAUACCAGCACAACCCCCAGCCCAAAGGGAAAAGUUGCUGCAACAAGUCAAGGUUAAAUUCGAUCUCUGGGAGAGGGAAUAAGGAUAAAAUUCCAAAUGGCUACACUUGGUGCAAUUACAUUCCUGGGCUAAUUUACACUGAAACCAAGGUAAGUCACCUCAAAGGAAAAGCAGGGAGGCAGCCAACAGGUGACCUGAACGUGCCUUCAGGGCAGUAGCAUGAGGGAACUGGAGGGAGAGAGUUGUUCCCCUGGGGAUUAACUGGCAAGUAAGAAUGUUCUGCUGUUUCAUCUGCUACCUGAGCAAUUAGGCAACAGAUCGUUUUUUCUGAAGAAGGCAAGUGCAUUCCUGAUGUAUUUAAAUUUCCAUCACACCAAAUGCUGGCAUGUACCAGGCUAUGAACUCAGUGACUCCUGCCCUUCUGCUAGAGAGCACUCCUUUCUGCAGAAAAUCAAGCUGUGAUUAUUUUAAUAGGUCAUUGUCAUCAACAGUGGAUACUGCAGGAAAAUCUUGGCAGGCCUCGUAGCAGAGUGCUCCAAGCAGAACUGCUCUGAAGUCUUCAGGAGUCUCAAGAGAACUGCACUGAGAGCCAUUUCCCCACAUCCAUAUCAGGUAGCCUAAAGAUGGAUGCUCCUAAAGAAGCUCAGCCUACAGGAGAGUUCGAGUGCCAGCUCUGUGGGUUAACAGCUCCCUACACGUACUACGGGCCGAGGCCGCCGAACUCACGCUCUGUCGUGCUUUUGGAAGAAGCCUAUGUCAUGAAGGAUCCUUUCACCCCUGACAAGGACAAAUUCCUCAUCCUUGGCUCUCAUUGCAGUCUGUGUGGCAGAUCAGUGUGUGUCGGUACAGAAUGUAGUCUGUUCUACUCCAAAAGGUUCUGUCUCCCCUGUGUGAAGGAAAACAUAAAGGCCUUUCCUUUGGAAAUACAAGAAGACAUGGAUAAAAGGAAGCCCCAGCAGAAAUCCUCCAAAAAAACACAUACAAAACAUAAAUCCUGAAGGACCAAGAGUGACAGUUCUUUGGCUGGGGUUUCUCCUCUCUGUUCAGAGACUAUCAUAUUGCUCCUUUUAAAGAAGUGACCUUCAUCAGCUCACUACUACUGAACAGAGUCCCCCAUGUCCUUACCCUGGGUCCCGGCAUCACCGCGCAGCAGCCGCGGGGCCAGCGGAACGGCUCCCGGGGUGGAGGAGCCAGGAAGGAAGGCAGACGAGCCUGCUGUCACCAUGGAAAGUGCUUGGAGUGAAAAACCAAACAGCAGAGGAACCAGGUCCAAUUCUACACAUUUGCUACUUCGAUGCUUUGUGUUGUUCUUGACACUCCUACAGUGUUAUGAAAAUCUGAGACACAUUUAACUGGCUUAAUUCAGGAUACAUCCAAGAAAGUCACUAUACACCAGUCGUUAUCUGGCAGUGCUGUGCUGGUAAGAUUACAGUAGGCAGGGAAUUUAGAGCUUUAAGUCUAAAAUAAAACUCUUACGAGAAAAUGUCACUGAUACUCAUAGAAAUACCUGAAUUUUUCAAUAUGAUAAUCUUGAUACUAUCGUAGCAUUGAGACUCCUGAAGGUCGGUGCUCCUAUAAUAAAAUACCAAUAAAAAUACUUACAAGUUCUUUGCACUUGCAGUCACUCAACCUUCAGGUCCGUGUCAGGACAGCAACUGGGGAGGACCCUGAACACAUCAAGUUUAUGCUUUACAAUAAAGGUGGCUUCCUUUUCACUUUCACUUCAGUUAAUCUGGACAUAGAAGAGUUCCAUUAAUAAACUCAAUUCUUUCUGAACUGGGCAAUUAAACUGCACCUAAAAUAGGGAUGUCAGAAACAGUUUCAGUUAAAAAAGGAGUAAAAAGAUGUUACAGAAACAGCAGUUUCUUUAGCUCAAAAGUUAGCUUCUCAGUUAUCUGUUUUGACUGUCUUAAAAGAUGAUUUAGGUGGCUUUUCCGUAAAACCAGUCACACACCCUAAGGAUAUGUUUAGAAAGCUCCCUAAUCACAAAAUCACCUUUUUUACUCAAGUUUUUGUUGGUCAUUGGUUCAGAACCUGUUACUGCAUUGGUUAACAUCUCUUUUUUUUUCAACUCAUCCAUGCAUAUAAUUUGUCAUAGGACAACAUCUAAACCUGAUCAUUUUAGUAGAAUGAACAUGUCUGUUAAAAGAAGUCAUCAUUAUUUCAAUGAGUUAUUUUUAGUUAUUAGGACAUUUAAGUGUCCUUUCUUUUUUCUGGACUUAGUAUUUUGGUGUCCUCUGUUAAGGACUGGAAUUUCUUGCAGUGACUAGAGGAGCAAUAAUGGACCUAUUUGCUCCAUUUAAAAAUGGAGCCUUUUUAAGCUCCAAGUGCUUUAAGACAUAAAAUAUAUAUAUGUCUCUAAUUGUGGGAAAAAAAGAUCCAUGUUAGAAGUCAACAUUUCAGAUACCUUUUUGCAGUGGGUUCCUUUCCUGGAAAUAAAAGAUUAGCACAGAACAUUAAAUUCACUUUUAAAAAUACUUUAUUUUUCUUACAACCAUUAAGGCAAAACCGUAUUUCAAAUUAAGGUUGUUUACAUUCAGUCUGAAAGGAUUACUUUUUUUAAAGCACAUAGGUUCCUACCAGGCUCUAUACAAACACUGUGAAUUCAACCUCUUAUUUUUAAAGAAGACAAAAAAAAUCAGAAUGUAAAAAAGAAAAAAAAUGUUUAGUUCAAGUUUUUAUCCUAGAUCAGUAGGCUGGUAAGGUUUGAGAAGUGUCAUUGUAUUUAGCUAAAUGUAACUUUUACAUUCACAAGUGCAAGAUACAUUUUCUUUCCUAAAAAUCCCUGUGAGACCAGAGCUUUCAUUUGUCCUUGGAAGUGUCAUUUGCAUUGUUCUGACAGAGAGAAACUUGGGAACUUGGCUUGAAUUAGUGGUUUUUCUGGGAAACAAGCAUUCCAUGAGAAUUAGCUUUGACUACUCCCUGUAAGAAAUGUCUGCUCUUUCUAAGUUCUGUGUUUACUGCAAUUAAAUGUAUCCAAACCUCUAAGAACAGGUGACUGGAAACAGUGAGCUGGUUGGUGGUUUUUUUUCCUCUUUAAUAUUGCUAUUUUGAUUUAAUAAAACACUCAUUAGCUCUA
This is a messenger RNA of Pipra filicauda (Wire-tailed manakin), 5015 nucleotides long. RefSeq names its product cysteine rich DPF motif domain containing 1 (gene CDPF1). The transcript is spliced from 5 exons. NCBI's taxonomy places the organism in Eukaryota, Metazoa, Chordata, Aves, Passeriformes, Pipridae. The record is from RefSeq and is a predicted model, not a curated record. Bases 2560 to 2934 code for a protein of 124 amino acids.